AUGUCAAGUUUUGAGGAUGCUGACACGGAAGAGACGGUAACUUGUCUCCAGAUGACUCUUUACCAUCCUGGACAGUUUCAAAGUGGAGUAUUUCGAUCAAUAAACUUUUCUAACCGAGAGAAACUCCCCUCCAGUGAGGUGGUGAAAUUUGGCCGAAAUUCCAACAUCUGUCAUUAUACCUUUCAAGACAAACAGGUUUCCCGAGUACAGUUUUCUCUGCAGCUGUUUAGAGAUUUCAAUAGCUCAGUUCUCUCUUUUGAAAUUAAAAAUAUGAGUAAGAAGACCAGUCUGAUUGUGGACAACAAGGAGCUGGGCUACCUCAAUAAAAUGACUCUGCCAAAUAAGUGCAUGGUCCGAUUCAGCGACUAUCAGUUCCUCAUAGAAAAGGAAGAAGGAGAGUCACUGGAAUGUUUCGAGAUGCAAUUUAUUUUUUCUCCAAGGUCACUCUCACAAGAAAACAUCUGGGAACCGAAGAAACCUAUACCUGAGAAUGGCAACUAUUCAUCUCACUCCAUCCACGGCCCUUAUCCAAUAGAAAUAGAUGAAAAUGAAUCAUGA
Messenger RNA from Chrysochloris asiatica (Cape golden mole), 558 nucleotides. Its product is annotated as TRAF-interacting protein with FHA domain-containing protein A-like. NCBI's taxonomy places the organism in Eukaryota, Metazoa, Chordata, Mammalia, Afrosoricida, Chrysochloridae. Gene Ontology annotation, biological process: canonical NF-kappaB signal transduction. The record is from RefSeq and is a predicted model, not a curated record. The coding region runs from base 1 to 558 and encodes 185 amino acids. Gene Ontology annotation, molecular function: protein binding. The transcript has a single exon.